Molecule: messenger RNA, 1800 nt
Organism: Dichomitus squalens LYAD-421 SS1
Lineage: Eukaryota; Fungi; Basidiomycota; Agaricomycetes; Polyporales; Polyporaceae
Exons: 6
Coding region: 27-1709 (560 amino acids)
Biological process (GO): protein folding
Cellular component (GO): chaperonin-containing T-complex
Molecular function (GO): ATP binding; ATP-dependent protein folding chaperone; ATP hydrolysis activity
Source: RefSeq, a predicted model, not a curated record
CGUAUUUGUCCCUAUCCAUCAUCAAAAUGCAGCGAGGGCUUCCAAUGCAACCUACCGUGGUCCUUCUCAAGGAGGGCACGGACACCUCGCAAGGAAAACCUCAGCUGCUCUCAAACAUUUCCGCAUGUCUUGCGAUCGCGGAGACCCUCGCGAGCACCCUCGGCCCUCGCGGAAUGGACAAACUGAUUGUGAACGAGCGUGGAGAGGCUCAGAUCACCAACGAUGGCGCGACUAUUCUCAAACUCCUAGACAUCGUUCACCCCGCCGCGCGUACACUCGUGGACAUCGCUCGGGCACAAGACGCGGAGGUCGGCGACGGCACCACAAGCGUUGUGCUCUUGGCUGCGAGAUUGUUGAAGGAGGUCAGAAACUAUAUCGAGGAGGGUGUUAGCCCGCACAUCAUCAACAAGGGCUUCAGGAAAGCGUCGGAGCUGGCCAUAGAGCACAUCAAGUCCGUUCAGAUCACCGUGGAAAAGUCAGAUCCUGAGCAAUUCCGCUCGCUCCUCCUCAAAUGCGCGUCUACCUCCAUGUCCUCCAAGCUCAUCCACUCAGAGAAGCCGUUCUUCUCCAACAUGGUCGUCGAAGCCGUGCAGUGCCUUGACGAAGAAGACCUGAACGAGAACCUCAUCGGCGUGAAGAAGGUCCCUGGCGGUGGUAUGCAGGACUCCCUCCUCGUCCGCGGCGUUGCCUUCAAGAAGACGUUCACAUACGCCGGUGCCGAGCAGCAGCCAAAAUCAUUCCGCAACCCCCACAUCCUGAGUCUGAACGUCGAGCUCGAGCUGAAGGCAGAGAAAGACAACGCGGAGGUCCGGGUAGAGCACGUCUCAGACUACCAGGCGAUCGUCGAUGCCGAGUGGGAGAUCAUCUACCGCAAGCUAGAGGCGAUCGAGAAGACGGGUGCGAAGGUUGUUCUCAGCAAGCUCCCAAUCGGCGAUCUUGCGACGCAGUGGUUCGCGGACCGCGACAUCUUCUGCGCGGGUCGGGUGCCUGCAGAUGACCUCCAGCGCGUCGUCCAAGCCGUCGGCGGUUCAAUCCAGUCCACCUGCUCCGACAUCAAGCGCGAGCACCUGGGAACCUGUGGCUUCUUCGAGGAGAAGCAAAUCGGCGGCGAGCGCUACAACCUAUUCACGGAGUGCACGAAGGCGAAGACGUGCACGCUGGUGCUUCGUGGGGGUGCCGAGCAGUUUAUCGAAGAGGUUGAGCGCAGUUUGCACGACGCUAUCAUGGUGGUCAAGCGUGCAGUCAAGAACGGCGACAUCGUAGCGGGAGGAGGCGCCAUUGAGCUGGACAUAGCGUCCCGUAUCCGACAGCAUGCCUUGUCCAUUCCGGGCAAGCUCCAAAUGGUAAUGAUUGCUUUCGCGAAAGCGCUCGAAGUCAUUCCGCGCCAGAUCUGCGACAACGCAGGUCUGGACUCGACGGACAUCAUGAACAAGCUCCGCGUAAAACAUGCAAACGGGGAGAAAUGGUACGGCGUCGACGUUGACGGUCCCGAAGGCAUCCGAAACAACCUCGAUGCGUUCGUUUGGGAGCCGAGUCUGGUCAAGGUGAACGCGAUCAAUAGCGCGACGGAAGCUGCAUGCCUUAUCCUUAGCGUCGACGAGACCGUGCGGGCCCCACAAAGCGAAGCGCAAAAUCCAGGACCAAGGGCUCCUCCAGGCACGGCACAGCGAGCUCUCCGAGGUAGAGGACGUGGGAUGCCAAGGCGGUGAGGGAAUAGCAAGCUGCAAUGGCGAAAUGUGUAGAUGUAUCGAUGUCACUCACGCAUUUUUGUGUCUUCGGUCGAGUGAACGUUUUUGCUGC